Messenger RNA from Guillardia theta CCMP2712, 1821 nucleotides. RefSeq lists its product as hypothetical. The coding region runs from base 1 to 1821 and encodes 606 amino acids. The record is from RefSeq and is a predicted model, not a curated record. NCBI's taxonomy places the organism in Eukaryota, Cryptophyceae, Pyrenomonadales, Geminigeraceae. The transcript has 4 exons.
AUGCGCUCUACAAGUACCAGAGUUCAACGCUCGCAGGCGCUCAGGGAAGAUGCCGGAGCGGGAAAGCGGCAACAGCCCGUGGAGGAGAAAGGAAAGAGCCAGCAAGUGGAAAACUUUGAAGAGGAAACCUGGCCGUCGGGAGGAGCGGGAGGGGUAGCAGAGAUGUUGACGUUGGAGGACGAUGGCGGCGAGGGAAGCAGCAGCUCGGAAGACGAGGAAUGGAAGAGGCUGCGAGAGGAAGCAGCGAGACAGCCAAGACCCUCUGCUCCGCUGAAGGGGAGGCGAGAAGGGAGGGCGGAACGACAGGUGGAGGAGGCGGAGAGGAUGGAGUUCGAGGACGAGGUAGGGGACACAUUCGUCGACAACUUCCCACAGGGUGAAGGGGUGGGAACCCUGAGCAAGAAGCAGGGGGUGGUAGAGCGCAUGAGCUUCGGGGACGACAUAGAGGAUGACGAUGCGCUGUACGAGUACGAGCAAAUCUUCUACGACGAGGAUGACUUCGAUGAGCUCUCUGACGACUUGGACACGGGAAAUGACCAGCAGCCUGUGGAGAUGGGAGAGGGCUAUGACGAUGAGCAUGACGAAGAUUUCGAGGAGGAGGAGGAGGAGGAGGAGGAAGAGGAGGAGGAGGAGAAGGAGAAGGAGGAGGAGGAGAAGGAGAAGGAGGAGGAGAAGGAGAAGGAGGAAGAACGAGAGCAUGGGGUCCCAAGUCUGCCGAUCGAGGGGAGCCAUCGAAAUGCAGGAGGCGGAGAGGGAGAGGGAGGAGGAAGAAGAAGGGAGGACUUUGAGAGCGCGGAAAAGAGUGUUGCCAUGUCAGCGAGAUCGAAGCAUGUGGUGGAAGAGUACGUCGCUGGGUUGUCGACCAUGAUCAUCGAGGGAGUGCUGGAGCAGCUAUCCAAGGACGACCUCAUCCAGGAGGACCGGAGGCCUUCACGACGACUCGGCGACGCCUCGCGGCGAUGGACCUCCUACAGCGUGAGGUCUGUCGACCCUGUGCGCGCUCACACGUCCAUGGGGAAUGUCCCACAUGCACACAGCAGGCAGAGUGAGGGCGGCGGGGUGCUUGAGAGAACAAGUCGGACCGAUGCUUCCCACAGACCUGCCUGGAACUCUGACGUGAGGCUCAACCGCCGACGAAUCUUCGUCGAUGCUCCUAAGACUCCGUACAGCCGGCAUCCUCUCGACAUCUCCGGCAAGAGAGGGUCAGAGUUGGUCAAGACCUUGUCAAGGUCAAGACGGAAAUCGGAGGCCACCUCCAACAAGGGCCAGGAACCUCCCAGCCAGAAGGCCAGCAAGGCUGCCAAGGCGAAGGAGUACUGGGAGAAGCAAAUCCACUCCAACAACUCGACUCGCUCCUUCUCUUCAACUGAAGUCUUCACUUCAAGCUCAGCCCAGCUCCUCCUGAAACCCAACCCCCGCAGCAAGAGCGCAGUGCCACGAGGAGACACGCCUGGCCCGGCAUACUACACCCUCCCCAACAUUCAGACGCGCAAGGGCGGUAAGUUCUCCAAGGGGGAACGUCAGAACGACUUCGUGCGGAGUCGGGCGAUGACUCCCGGGCCAGGCGCAUAUUUCAAGGAUGACAUCAGGGGAGGGAAGAGAAUGCAAGAGCAAGACGAAGGCUACGACCUCUGGCCUGUUGUGGAGGAAUCGUUCCGCGGGGAUCCGCUGGUCUACAACAUCGGCAAGGCUUACCGCUCGUCAGUCACGUCGGAUAUGCGAAUGAUACAAAUCUUAGGAGCCAAUUGGGAGAAUUCCGCUCAGCAGUUCCAUCAUGUGCUAAACCUUGUUCGAAACAGCAGCGUCGAACACGAUCAGUGA